GAGAGAGAGAGACGAAAGAGGAGUCGUUGAGAAAGUAGAGGGAGGAAAAGAGAACCUGAGGAAUAGAGCGAGAUGGCGUCUGCGGCGGGAUCAAGCGCAGCGGUGCCGUUCUGGAGAGCGGCGGGGAUGACCUACAUAACGUACUCGAACAUAUGUGCAUCGCUGGUACGCAACUGCCUGAAAGAGCCGUACAAGACGGAGGCCCUUACUCGAGAGAAGGUGCAUUUCGCAGUCUCCAAGUGGGCAGACGGCAAACCCCAGAAACCCACUAUUCGUUCGGAUACACCUGAAGAAUGAGUGAAGGCUGCUGGUGACCCCACUAUUUGUUGAAGUUGAUUGCUUCUCUGCCCCAACAGAAUUUCCUGCUUCCAUCACAGUAGUGGAUUGAUUCUCUUGGCAAAUGUAAUGCCUUGUGUUUUCAAACAGUAGUGUCUUUUUUGGGUUUACAUGCUUAAUGGGGAUCACACUUGUAAUAAGUUAACUAUUAUAAUUGCAAUUAAUCCUGCUUUUGUCAUCUUUGGAUUAAAUUUUGAUUGAUCAUUUGGGGCUUGAUGAUUUUCUUU
Molecule: messenger RNA, 563 nt
Organism: Nelumbo nucifera (sacred lotus)
Lineage: Eukaryota; Viridiplantae; Streptophyta; Magnoliopsida; Proteales; Nelumbonaceae
Product: ATP synthase subunit epsilon, mitochondrial
Biological process (GO): proton motive force-driven mitochondrial ATP synthesis
Cellular component (GO): mitochondrial inner membrane
Molecular function (GO): proton-transporting ATP synthase activity, rotational mechanism
Source: RefSeq, a predicted model, not a curated record